Messenger RNA from Xyrichtys novacula (pearly razorfish), 11265 nucleotides. The record is from the annotation of a GenBank genome assembly. NCBI's taxonomy places the organism in Eukaryota, Metazoa, Chordata, Actinopteri, Labriformes, Labridae.
AUGACCCAAAUGAUUUCCUCUGUCCUGGUAUGAAUAAAGCAGAGAGGAGAUAGGACAAAAAUCUUUAAGACCUAAUUUGUCAAAUACUUCCCUUGAGAUCAAUAUAAUUUUACAAUGGUAUUGUUGUGUAAUUAGUCUCUGAACAGUGCUAAACCCCAACCCUAAUAGAUUUUCUUCUUAACCUUCUCUCUUUAUAGACAGAUGAAGUGAAGUCGUAUCGCCAUUUUGUGGUAAGUUUCACAUUUUUCUGUUCUUUCUUUUGCAGAAAUAGGAUAACACAUUCAUCACCACAAUUAAAUAGCCUGGAAAUGCGCAAACACCCUAGCCUAAAAUUGGCACCAUUGUCUGCAAGUCUAUGACAGAAUAAUUCUGAGGUCUAUUCUUUUGACAAACACACUGCUUGUGUCCUCUCUUGUGGAUGAACAAUGCGCUUCUGAACAGACAGGCUCUAUCUGACCUGUGGUGCAUCAGAAAAUAGAGCUCAUUGUUGUUGGGCAGUGUAGUAUGAUGUCUGAGAUGAGCUGAGGUCUCGGGCUGCGUGUGUGUUCACCGGCACAGUCUCUGGCUCUGAAAGGGCUCGGUGCUCUGUGGUGGCUACAAAAGAGAGCUGUGUAGUGGGAUUGGUAUGGCGAGAUAAGAUCGGGGCCUCUGAGGAAGUCUGGUCUGAUUGCUACAAAGGGCUGAGGUCAGGGGCAGGAGGAGCAGUUUACUCAUCUAGGUAUCAGAGGAUCAGAGAGGUUUGGUGGGGAGCUGCGUGUGUAAUAGGUAUAAAAGGAUCAGUGUAAUGUGAUGGUAUAAAAUGAUAAAAUCAGAGGAGGGGUUGGAAGGCGGUGUACUGUAAUGGCCCCAAAAUCGAGGGGAUUAGAGAUUUUGUAAUGUGUGUAGGUGGCUCAUGUGGUUGUGUGCAUCUUUGAUGGCUGUGAGAGCAAGAGUAAAGAAAUUGAAGGGAUGCAGGGAGAAAGACGAGUGCUUUGCAGGCUACGUGUAAACGGGGCAGUGGUACACACAGUGCCGUUAACCAGCUGUGAAGCCUGCUCACAGUGGGGGAUAAAUUUACAAAGGAUGUCUCCCUCUGAUAUCCAGGAGAUGCUGCACUGAUCCCUGCUCCACUGCUCUCGGCACACUAUUGUAGUGCUAAGCACCGUUCCACUAAUGGCACUUAUAUACCUUAAUGCCGGGAAAACAUUUACAUUCUGCUUGCAGCAGAGGGAAAGUGGCUGUGUGGAAAAAAAAAGAAACAGUUUUCAUCGACAGCAUCUUUAAUCGAUGAAUCUAAGAUUUGUGAGGAUGUGCAAUUUCCUUUACUCAUCACGCAGUUUGAGGAAAUUACAAGUCCUCCCAUGUCUCUCACAUUAGUCCCUCCUUACUAUAUCCAGUGAUAUUACUCACUGUACAGAGAGCAUUUUGUUACACCAGACUGUCAGCAUUACUGUCAUAAUGUUUCUUUUUUUCCCCGUUUCUAAAGUCAGUGACUUCACUCCUCUGCACCACAGAAUUGCUCCUCAGUCUUCAGGGAGUCUGGGAUCUCUGCUCUAAAAUUCACAGUUUAAACAUGAGGCAAGCCAUAACCAGGAAAUGCCUGUAGUAUUAGCAAGGUAUCGGAUUCAUGCAUCCCCCCCUGAACAGCAUGACUGCCCCUGAAAAUCCCACAUCCAUAUUUUACAUCACGGCAGACAAGGCACAUGUGUUUCAGCCCAGCUUUCAAAGCUGUUUCUUCCAUUUAUUUUAUUAUCCUUUAAUGAAUUUAAUUAGAGGACAUGUAAUUAAAUGCAAUUGUGCUCACCCCUCUAAACAUACACACCAACGCGCGUGCACGCAUGAACAUAUUUGGCCGUGAAUUGCUCAAAACAACAUGUGUGAUGUGAACAAAUAUACAGGAUUAAUAGGGGAUUGAUAAUAUUUUGGGAUUGUAUUUCACUCUAAAUGGCUGCACGCGGAAACAAAGGCUGCAGCCCAGGCUCAUUAAUCAUAGUCAACGGGCUGCCUGGGUGCAAUUUGCAUGUCCGAGGUGGCUGCACAUGCUGCCGUUCGAACUGGGUUGCUGGAUCUGGCUCGAUUUGGCUGGGCUGUUAACGCUGCGUCAAUCAAGGAUAACCCAAUAAGAGUAUGACAGAGGAAGAGGGGGAAAAAAUCUCCUCAUUACCAGACAAUCCUUCCCCUCCCUCCUUUAUUCCCCUGUCUGCGCAACUUCUUAUUUCAGUUAAGACUAAUUACACACAUAGGCCUGUUUAAAAAUGAGUCUUUUCUGGUACAUUUAUCACUGAUGCUGUAAUAUUUUUCAAAAGAAAUACAAUUUUUUUUAAUUGUAAAUAUAUUAAAUUCUAAAACAAUAAUCCUUUUUGGGUUUAUUAAUGUCAUCCUAAUCUAGUUGUAUUUGAUUUUAAUGAUACAUCAAAAAUCAGUCUAGUCUUUCAGACUCUGAGACAAUUUAGGAAGAUUUUCACUUUAAUCUACAAAGAAAACUUUUUCUAGUCGCCCUGUAUUUUUGUCAGUCUCAGUUCAGAGCCUCACUUAGCCAUUUUAACUACAGAUAAUUGGGUUGAGGCGUGAUGCAGCGAAGUUCAAAUGUAGCACAAUUUCACAAAGCUGUAAUCUCACCACCGUCUCUAUACACUGAAUUCUAAUUAUCUCAUCAUGAACUUUAAAAAAAAAAAAAAAGGCUGUGUUUUUAAUGGCUUUUUAACUCCAUAAGAGGCGUUUGUGCGUGAGGGGCGUGUGUGGCUUUUUGUGUAUCUGACACACACACUCAUGCAGACACAGACUCCCACAAACGCCACACACAGACAUGUGAAUGCGCCUUGUGUCUGGUCUGGCCUCUCUACCUAGCUGUGCUGCCGAGGCUCAUGCUGCGCCUCCCCCCCCACCCCAUCCCUAAUAUCCUGGAGGCAUUUUUCUCAUUAUCAAAUAUUGUUUGAUGUCUUUGUUUCUUGAUGAUUAACCAUGGUCACCAAACACUGGUCUGGAUUGUUUAAAAUUUAAUUUUGGGGCUCUGAAGUACCUGCAGAGGGGCUGACUGGUGGGGACACGCGUAUUUUAUGUAUGCUAUUUUUCACGCUGAAAUGCAAGAGGACACACACUGAAAAACACAAUAAAUCCUGGAGGAGAAUCAUUAGUGGAAUACUAGUGCUUUUUAUGACCAUUGUUAUUCAACGCUGUAUUGAGAUGCUGUAAAUUAUUCUGUUUAUUAUAGCUUUAUGGAUUCAGUCCCAUUUUCAGAAUAAUUAUGUUGUUUCUUAUUCAGCGUAGAUAAACCUCAUCUCUGUAUUUCUAUGUGUUUAAAUAGAAAUAUACUGCCGGAAAUAUGCACUUUAAAUAUUUAUUUUUCAUUUCUUGUAAUUUAUGUUGCAUCUUUUUUAAUAUUUUUUUUAUUUCUCUGACCGUGUGUAUAUUUUUGUGGUAAUUUCAAGAUCAUAAAGACAAACCUCUUGCCUAAGGAAUCCAAGAUUUAUGACUGAAUCGACAUUGUAAGCAAACAAAUAGGGAAACAACACUCUCCCCUAAUGUCAGCAUGUCAAAACUAUAUUGAAUACUUGAAAUAUCUGUGUAUCUGAGGCUGAAUAGCAGCCAUUGUAUUGGUCUAAUGAUAUUAUCCUCUGAAAUUUGGAGAGAAAGAAAAAUGGCAGAAAUGAGCGGCACCAUUGUCUGCCCCGUUUUUAUUUAAACAAAUUGCACGAGCAGAGAGAGACAGAGUGAGGGGAAGAACGCAAGAGAGAGAAGGGGAGAGAGAGGGAGAGAGAGAGAGAGAAAGUGCUCUGUAAAUGAAAGGUUAUGCGUCGUCCCAUGUGUUUGUAUUGUCAAUAACUGGAGAAGGCUGUCAAGAAAGUGGGGAGAUAAAGGUCAAUAACUCAGGCAAAUGUGUUUGUAUUUGUACACUCCUGCUGAUAGCACAGCAAACGUCAGGGCCCGUGUGUGUCUGACACCCCACAACAAUAACACAAACAGUGGGGCUAUGGCGCUGGAAUAGUCAUUAUUAUUGUUGGUGCUGAAAAUGAGAGGGAACCUCAGCACAUGGCUGUGACAGGCGGCAAAGUGUCACUCAAACGUCACUCUGUAAUGAAACACGCCGGAGAUCAGAAAAGGCGAUGAGAAAGUGUAAACACAAAGAGAUUAUGCUGCUGGAUGAUUUGGAUAUUUGCCUUAUUUUACACGUCUCUGAAUAAAUAUGAUCAUUUCAUGAUGCUUUGAAAGCACUUAAGAGAAAUGUAAAUACCACCCAUAUAAUUUAGAGUUUUUGUGAAAUAAAGUUUUUAAACAUAAAUUUGAUUAUCCUUGCUUUUCACGCAGAUCUGCUAACCUGGCAUGCAUAUUUUUAACCACAUUUUCAGAGCAAAGUAAAAAGAUGUAAUUGUAAACCUAACCCUAUCUCUCCAAAUUAAAUUAAGUAUUUACAUUUGUUGUUGAAAAAAGGAAAUAAAUAAAAUGCACCGACUAAUUUUCUCACACAAGUUUAAGCUGUAAUCUAAAAGCGUAAUUUAUUUUUCAUGAUUCCUAUACUGUUCGUGUUCAAGUGUUAUUUUAUUCUGCAGCCAUUUAGUGUAUCUCUCUGUGGCCUGGAGUGUAAUAAAGUGCAAUUAACAGACUUAACUAAUUCAUGAGGAACAUUGUGAAACUAACGAAGGGCAUAACUACUGUACAGACGCUGCUGUCAUUGCUGGAUAUUGUUAUUGUUCUGUUUUUAAUUGCUGUAAGAGCAGGAGGAGGAGGUGGAGGAAAGGAGGAGGAGGAGGAGGAGGAGGCAUGUUUUGAAUAUACGUCCUCGGUUACCAUGGCAAAAAUUAAAAAAAACUAACACUGGCUCCCUCUUGACACUUCUAUCUAACGUCAGAGGUACGAGGAAGUGUUAACUCCUCUGGUUUAACCAGUUACCAAACAAAUGACCCAUUUUAACGUACAGCACAAAGAAAACAUAUAGAAGAAGUGAUGCCUGAAGCAAGAGCGGAAAAUCUUCUGCCCAGUCAUGUUGAUGUGUGGUCAAAGCAAAGUUACCUGUAUUUUUGUGCCUCAUUAACACAUAUACUACCUUCCUUGAAAAACGGGCAUUUCUGUUACUUUGCAGUCAGCAUGAAAUAGUGUGCUCUUGUCCUUAAGAAAAUGCUGUAGAUCAUUUCAAAUAAAUAACAAAUAAUCAGCUUUUGCAUAAAGUAAACCCAAGAAGUCUGUUUUCUAUUGAAUCAUCAGCACACAAGCUUUUAAAAAUUUGCAAACGUUGUCCUAUUGUUAUAAGCAGAAAAAGCAAAAUGCAUUCUCAGUGUAAGUACAUAAAGUCCAUAGGGGAACUCUCUCCCUCUUUUCAGUUUGUUUGUUGGUUGUGCUGCUUCGCACUGGUUUACAUUACAUAUGAUUAUGGAAAUGCGGAGCUGUUCCUGUGCAUUAUGGGCCAUCGCAUUGUCAAGAUCCUUUCUAAAGCAGUCAAGUAGCUAUUUCUGAAUUCUUUUAUUAUCUGAGAGUGCAACAAAGAAAGUCUUUUGUUCACUGUUUUGCUGCACACACACUCAAUUGCAUUCACAAACACACACACACACAGUCCCAUACACACAUAUACGCACGCACUGCUCAGGCUGCUGUCCAUGACUUACUACUGUCCCCUAGUGGUGCUCGCCUUUACAGUCUCCCACCACUUUCUAUUUCCAUCAACUUUCCCCUCUCCCACUCACCUGACUCCCCCAUCUUUGCCCCCCUGUCUUUGCCCCCGACCCCCCUCUGUGUGCCCUCCUCUCUGUCUUAUCAUGCUCAAAUAUUUAAAGGCCCGAUUUGUCGUAUUGUAUGACAGAGAGCUCCAAUUAUGUAUUGCUGUGUCCACAGUGGUUUUGCCUUCAAUGGAGGGCUCAAACAGUGUCAACAAAAACAGGAACCCUGAUGUUUUGUGUCUAUUGUGAGGCCAAAGCUCGUGUCAAUAAGGUAUUGUUGGGUUGGAGUGCCACACCGAAACUGCAGUAAGAAUGUUAUCAGACCUGUGGAAAUAGGGUGUGUUUGUAGUAGUGUUAAAAUGAAAGUUUGAUUGUUUGAAUAAGCAGACAAAAAAUGCACUCAGGGAACAGAUUUGGAGCACUUCUCCGCACUUUCCUUUUAUGCGGUUUUAUGAAACAAAAACUUUUUUUUGAAUCUUGGACUUUUUGAAAGUUAUUCUAUAAUUACACCUCAAUUACUCAUCUUUUAAGUUUUAUUUUAAGCAAAGUCAAAAGAUGAGUCUUUCAUCCUGACCAUCACUAAGCUAACCCUCUCCCCCCUUAGCUAAUAGUAUGCACUUUUAUACUUUAGCGUUCUCCCGCUCUGAUCACUGUUAUUCAGCCCUAAUUGCUGUGAUAACAUGGAACAGUGCUAAUAAACAAAAGGGUAAAAGGGUCAGUCUCCCUCCUGGCAGUUGCACGGACACACACGGUCAAGUCACUCAUGUCAAAUGACCAAUUAUACAGGUUAUAGAAGAUGGCACCUCUGUCUCCAGUGCCCUGUCCCUCCUGGGAUCCCUCCACAACAAGAGGGCUAUCACUCAAACCCAAACCACAUUCAUUCAUUAGCCUGUUAAGACAGGCAUCAAUUAUUCAGUACGAAGGUGGCCAGUGGAUUAUAUCUGUCAGCACUGGGCUUAUUGUAUCAAAGGUUGAUUAUGGCCUUGUUGAUUUAAGGUACACUUUGUCUGAGUGGUAUAAUCCAACUCUCCUGCAGGAGCACAAGUAUAGAUUUAAAGUUUUGGUUCUCCAUCUUUCUGGGUUUUGUUUUAUUUUAAUAUCACAAACUUUUGCAUUUACUUCUUUAAGCGAAUUGAUCUUAUUUCCAGCAUUAUUCUGUCAUCACUCAGCGAGAGUCAACCAACUUCAUCCUGACUUAUCGCACAAUAUGGUGUCUCCCUCUUGAUUUAUGAGUAAAUCAUGCUCACCAUCUUGCCUUUAUUAUCCCUGUCUGUCUCUAACAAUCUUGUGCUCACCCUUUUCUCUUUUUUUCCAUGGCAUCAUCUUGAAAAAUUCACACUCACCUCACUCUGUAAAAUCGUUUUAUUAGAAUGUUAAGAAGUCCUGUGGGAAUUUUUCUUUUGGAGAAACUCUCUGAGAGAGGAACUAGUAAAAUGGAGUUGCCUAACUGCCUUGGCUGAGACUACAAGUGUAGAUACACAUACAUACAGUCCGUUGUUUCCCACGUGUGUAACUUCCCACUACAGCUGACCCAAAAUCAGUCGGUACCUUUUUUCUUUGACUUCUUUCACCAAAAUCACAAAAAAAUAUUUAUUAUUGUAUAAAUCUUUAAGGUAACCUCCUUAUUAUGUUAUCCAAGUGUCUUUAUUUUGCCAUCAUGUGUAAACAAAAGUAGAUCUUACGACUCCAAAGUUUGGUUGAAUUGAAUGCAUGGUGCUGCAAAAACAAAACAAAACUCUUACAACAAUAAAUUAAACAUUUCUCUAAUUUACGGAGGGAUAUUUUUUUUUGAGAGAACUACAUUUUAUGUGAGUGAAUGACUUUAUUUUUCCUUUUUAAUUUUAAAACUUUAAAACUUUUUUUAAACAGAAAGAAAAGUUUUUCUUGUAUUGCAAAAUCAUCAGAAUCAGGUUUAUGACCGAGAAGAUUGACUCACAAGAAGAGAUGGUCCAAAAACAAUAAACACAGAAAUGCUAAAUAUAUAUUUGACUGAAAAAGCACUAUAUUGUCAAUGAACUUUAAUCUGAAAAGAUAAAAAGUAUAUUUAAAAAUAUCAAACUGCUUAACAAAAGGUACAAAAUAUGAACAGAGAGAUUGUGCUUAUUGUAAUGAGAAAAAUGUAAAUAAUCACUGUGUUUAUAUCUUUUUCGGACACUUUUGGAUCACUUGACUUUUUUCCUGUAGUGUCCACACAAAACUCACAAUCCUGCAGUUGGGACACCUAGCUGCCCACAAGCAGUGAAAACUCUCUGUGGUCAGACUUCUCGAUCACUUCUCUUGGUGUAACCCCCCUCCCCCUCCAGCCUUUCCUCCUUUCACCAACCGCACAAGUGUUAAAACAAUAUCCAGGUGUCAUGUUGUCGCCCGAUGUCGCCACUUCAUAGGUUAGAAAAAUUCACUGACAAGGAAAAAAAAAACUGGGGUGUGUCGCUGUUUUCAGAGUCGCAGUGGAGGAUAAACAUUGCGACGCGGUGACAGAGCGCAGACCUUGGACUUUGAGCCACAGCAGACACUUUCACAUGAUGCAAUGACAGCUCAGUUAGAUGGUGGGAAAAUUAAUCCUCGCUCAGUUUAAAGAAACUAUUCAUAACUGCUUUUUGUGAGAAAAUAUUAACUAUUUUUCAAACGGAUGAAAGAGGCCAUCUGGUUAAAUUCACAGAGGCUAUACCUUAUUCCUGCACCUCCUUUAGUGCUCUCAGUGGGUUUGCUUAAUUUUCUGUCUCCCCUUUUUUUCCCUUCAGGUUUGUGCAGCACUUGCAGACAGAGACUCUCUCAAGAAUGUGUCUAAUUUAGUAGCUAAGAGGCAGAUUUAUACCUGUGCUAGUUAUGUAGAAGGUUGCUCCCUGGAGAAGCCCAAUGACUGUUUACGGGCGGCCCGACAAUGCCUUAGCAGAUGAUGAAGCACCUGCCAGACUUCCCCCAUGUCUGCUCCAUCCCUUUCUGUCUGUCUGCUCGCUCUCUUUAUUCCUCCUCUCCUCCUCUGCUUCACUCCUUCCUGUCUCCUGUCCUUUCUCUGGCUUUGUUUCUCUUCCCAGCCGAACUACAUCUCCCUCAGUUUCCAUGGAGUUGUGCGUUUUUUUUUACAACUGUUCCCGCUGCUCUCCCCAGAGUGAACCCAUCUCCUUACUCAAUCUACCUCUGAGAAUAAGUGGGUUUCGUUCCCCUUCGCACACAAAUGCUGGAUGGACAGCAAUACAUUCACACACAAACACACGCGCGCACACUAGCCAGCAAAACUGUGGUCAGGUUUUGUUUAUUACAGGGAAAGGCAAUAUCGAGAUUGUUUCAGAGUAGUGUCAUCACAUGAAAUGUAUCGCUGUCAGGAGUGUGUUUUAUAUGUCGGGGCCCUCGGCUGAAGCCAUUUUGGGAAACAGAAAUAUCAUAUCGAAUGACCUCCUCUGGUAUAAAAGUAAACUAUCAGCUGUAAAUCCGAUACACAACUACAGCAGUGUGUGUGUGUGUGUGUGUGUGUGUGUGUGUGUGUGAGCAGGAAAAGAUGUGAGUCCUUUAUAGCACGGAGCUCACUCAUAUAAUAAAGGUCAACUCUUUCUCGCUGUAAAAUCCUACUUUAGAUGUAAGAAGUUCAUUUCUGUUAAAGAGUGAUCCAGUUUUUCAGAAAGAAACAGAUGGUUUCUGAUUCGGAUGUCUGUUUUGUACCUUCAUUUUCAACUUCAAGAUCUCUUUCACUAAACUAACAAUUGAAAUGAAGGCGUUUGUGCACUUUACUUUGUCAACGAUUAACUUUCUAAAAUCCCAAGUAAUUGCUGACUUUAGUUGGUUUUGAAAAAUUGUAAUUGUACAUUCAAAUUCCUACUAAUUUGCACUUUUUAAAUCCACAUAAACAAUGUUAAAGUAAUUGAGGUGCAAAGGUGAAUCAGUUAAAUUACAGUAGAAGAUUGCUGUAGGUCUUUUUUUUUCUUAUUUAGUUUCAUAAGCACACUCCAAAAUAGCGCUGCCGUUCUUUUUCAUGUGGUUGCCCGCUGACAUGAGUCUGAUUAGCCACACCUCUGUACUUAAGUGGUAGCUGGUAGCUCAAACUCAAAGUACUUUAGUGAUAUUUUCAUUCUGUUUGAUACAAAGUGCAUAACUUGUCAACUGAGCCAGCUGGGACUUUUUAAUGGGAAAUGUGCCAUUCAAGAGUGCAGUAGUGCCAUUAUUCUCUAUCACAGUGGCAGCAGGAAGCGAGAAACACUGUGGAGGCUUAAGUACAGCAUGCCAAAAGGCACUAAAUUAAAUAAAAGGCAUUAAUUUUAGACUUUAAUUGCAUCGGGAUCAAGUCGUCAAUGCUGUCAGCUCUAUUUAAAACAAAAGAAAAGUUAAGUAAGUCUUUAAACACAUCAUUUACGUCUCUCCUGUUGUCGUUUUUUAACAGUUCACUCUUUUAAACCCCCCUCAAACACCUACACAUUUCAUGACUUGAAACAAAAGUUCAACUGAUUAAAAAAAAAAAAAGUUAACUUAAGUAGAGAAAGCAAAAAUGUGGAAGAAAAUUCAAUAAUUAAAGUGAAAAAAUUACAAAUUUAAUGAGAAUCUGAAACAUUCAGUAACAUUUUAAUUCAGUCCCUAAUAUUUUGGCUUUCCCUUAGAGAAUCCAAACAAGCUAUUUUGCCUGCAGAAUGCACAACUUAGUAUUUAUUAUCUGUCCUAAUGCCAUUUCACUGUUAAAUUAUUAUUGACCACACCACUCGGUCUCAGUGCUGUAAUUCUGCUGCUCCUUACCUCGAAAUAUCCAGGCUGCAUUAUACUCAAUGGGCCGUAUCUCAUUAAUGUAUGUGGUAUGAUUCUGCACCUGUAAUUAAGUGUCACUUUAUAAACACACAAACACUAAUAACACCCUGAGCUUUUCUGGGAGAGCCCAGUGGUGGCAAUAGCCCAUCCAUCAAUGUCCCUAAUGAGCCUCCGUACAGACAAGCCAGUGGAGGCUUCCUGGGCCUAUCAGUCCUAUUUUUAAUGCUCACUAUGAUAACCACCGAAAUCCCUGCAAACAUGAUAUCAGCCAAAAAAGUGAAGGUAAAGUGUGUUAUUGUUGUGCAUUUUUGCAGCGAGUGUAUCUGUAUGUGUGUGUGUGUACCAGGGGUCCUGAAAAGAGUUCUCAUUAACCUCACUGUCAUUUUAGUGUUGUAGAUGUUAAUCAAAACCAACACCAUUAAGUGUGAGGUGCUUAACAUGGCGUCUACUCUUAAUGUCGCCAUUAAUAAUUUGAUGCAAGGAGAGGCCAACACAAGGAGCUAAUGAGGUGUCACAGGUCAUUUAGACCAAUCAGAAGCCACCACAGGAUGUUAGCCAAACAAAGGCCUAGGCUCUGCUGCAGUUCGAAACGGCACAGCAUGUAAAAGAGAAAGUAGCGAUCGUGUUUAUUUAUGUUCUUAGCAAACCCAACCCUGAAGUUCUGCUGCAGCUUAUGAGUGAUAAUCCUCUUCCUGUUUGUUUGAAUUCAGCGUCUCACCAUGUCUCUUUUUCUCUCCCUCUCCCUCUCUUUUAGGCUGCAGAGGCAAACAGCACAGAAUGUGGUCGACAUGUUUGGAUAACAUACGGAUCUACAGUUUCAGGAGCUGAGGCCCUCGCGCUGCAGGGACGGAUUUCACGCUCCGUAUCGUCAUCAGGACAGGACUUAGACAAGGUUUGGACGAGGAAUUAG